This is a messenger RNA of Theobroma cacao (cacao), 1919 nucleotides long. RefSeq names its product tocopherol cyclase, chloroplast / vitamin E deficient 1 (VTE1) / sucrose export defective 1 (SXD1) (gene VTE1). NCBI's taxonomy places the organism in Eukaryota, Viridiplantae, Streptophyta, Magnoliopsida, Malvales, Malvaceae. The record is from RefSeq and is a predicted model, not a curated record. Gene Ontology annotation, molecular function: tocopherol cyclase activity.
UAUUUUUUUAAUACAUUUAUAUACUGAACCUCCAGACCUUUUCUUUUUAAAGAGUUCAGUUUACUUACGACUAGUUUUCCAUGGAGCCAAACAUUUACUCGGUCAACGAGCUUCAUCAUUUCUCUUCAUGUUGUAUUGGAUUUCGCCCUCUGAACUCCAAACCCACCGUUAAAUUUUCUCAAUCUUCAACCUUCAAUGGAUUCUCUCCUCGAGGCCUCCGCCCUUUGAGGGUGGGGUUUCGGUCGAACUCGCGGAUUAUCGCCUGCAGCUCUGUAGCAGAACCUGAAACGGGAACUUCUUCCCCGGCAGCCGAGAGCAGCGCCGUCUCCGUCAAUCCGGUUUAUGUCCCCACGCCGGCUAAUCGAAACGCUCGUACUCCUCACAGCGGGUACCAUUUUGAUGGAACUACUCGACAAUUUUUCGAGGGUUGGUACUUCAAGGUAGCAAUCCCAGAACAAAGACAGAGCUUUUGCUUCAUGUACUCGGUGGAGAAUCCUGCGUUUAGGAGGAAAUUGACGCCAUUGGAAAUGCUGCAGCAUGGACCUAGAUUUACAGGAGUUGGGGCUCAAAUUCUUGGUGCUUAUGACAAGUAUAUAUGUCAAUACACUGAGGAAUCUCAAAACUUUUGGGGAAGUAGGCAUGAGUUAAUAUUGGGGAAUACAUUUUUAGCCAACAAAGACUCACGACCUCCAAGUAAGGAGGUUCCUCCGCAGGAAUUCAAUAGAAAAGUUUUGGAAGGCUUCCAAGUUAGCCCACUUUGGCAUCAAGGUUUUAUUCGUGAUGAUGGCAGGACAACUUAUGCUAAUAUUGUUAAAACUGCACGUUGGGAGUACAGUACUCGCCCCAUCUAUGGAUGGGGUAAUGUUGGGUCCAAGCAGAAGUCAACAGCUGGCUGGCUUGCAGCUCUUCCCAUAUUUGAACCCCAUUGGCAAAUUUGCAUGGCUGGUGGACUUUCAACAGGCUGGAUAGAGUGGGACAGUGAAAGGUUUGAGUUUCAAAAUGCCCCUUCAUAUUCAGAAAAGAAUUGGGGUGGAGGCUUCCCUAGAAAAUGGUUCUGGGCUCAAUGUAAUGUCUUUGAAGGUGCAAGUGGGGAAGUUUCUCUGACUGCUGGUGGUGGGUUAAGGCAACUGCCUGGUCUGACUGAGACCUUUGAAAAUGCUGCAUUGAUAGGAGUGCACUAUGAUGGAGUUUUCUAUGAAUUUGUGCCAUGGAAUGGUGUUGUAUCUUGGGAAAUUGCUCAAUGGGGUUCAUGGUACAUGGAGGCGAAGAACGAGACACAUAUGGCUGAGUUAGAAGCUACAACAAAUGAUCCAGGUACAACAUUGCGUGCUCCAACGACAGUGGCUGGCCUUGCUCCAGCCUGUAAGGACACUUGUUUUGGUGAUCUAAGAUUGAAGAUCUGGGAAAAAAAAUCUGGCGGCACUAAGGGGAAGCUAAUCUUGGAUGUUAAAAGUGACAUGGCAGCAGUAGAAGUAGGAGGAGGGCCGUGGUUCAACACUUGGAAGGGCGAGACUACAACACCAGAGGUCAUUAAAAAUGCUCUACAAGUUGAUGUUGAUGUGGAAGGGAUUUUUGGUUUGGCUCCAUUUUUCAAACCCCCCGGGCUAUAAGAGAUCAUUGCGUUUGUUCACAGAGAGGAAUAUACUCUUCAAUCUUCAUGGUUCCAUGAGAAAGUGUUGUAGCCUGAUGAUCAAUGCUAGUCUGUUGGUUUUCAGCAACUGACAAAACACAAUGACAAGUAUAAAUCAUAUAGUAACAAUUUGUAUAAGACAGGUCGUACUUGAAUAGUUAGGUUGGCUAAAUUUUUAGCGUGGUGCGUCCUAUCACCUAAUUCUCUGGCCUAAUUAAUGGCAAUUUGAACUUGUAGUUAGGCAAGGUAUUUGGCAAAUUGCUGAAAUGGAUAAGAAAUUGUUUGUUCA